AUGUCGAUGCACCGGAAAACGGACUCGGAGGAGACCAGCCUGGCGCCGUCGUCCCCGAACCGCGCAGUGUACUACGUGCAGAGCCCGUCGCGUGACUCACACGAUGGCGAGAAGACGACCAACUCCUUCCACUCAACCCCCAUUCUGAGCCCCAUGGCCUCCCCGGGCCGCCACUCGCGGGACUCCUCCUCCACCCGCUACUCGGGCUCCCACAAGUCCAGCAACAACGGCCGCCGCCACCACCACCACCACCACCACCACCACAAGACGGGCAAAGGAUUCGACGCCAUCGAGGAGGAGGGCCUGCUGGACGAGGACGGCCGCCGCCCCCACGGGGUCCCGCGGCGGUGCUACGCGCUCGCCUUCGUUGUCGGGUUCUGCGUGCUGUUCACCUUCUUUGCGCUCAUACUGUGGGGGGCCAGUCGGAAUCAGACACCUGUCGUCACCAUGAAGGUACACGCGCCACGCGCCUCCUGA
Striga hermonthica is the source of this 477-nucleotide messenger RNA. Lineage: Eukaryota; Viridiplantae; Streptophyta; Magnoliopsida; Lamiales; Orobanchaceae. The record is from the annotation of a GenBank genome assembly.